AUUUGUUGUUGUGGAAGGGUAACAAAAAUGGCGGUGAAGGGGCUGUGUGGAUCGGUAGACGAGUUCUUGAAGCAUUGUGAGCAGUCCGGUGACGCUGCUUACAGUGCGUUCCGAUCACUCCUCGAGAGGCUCGAAGAUCCAACGACUCGUACUCAGGCUCGGAUUUUCCUGUCUGAUCUUCAGAAGCGUUUCGACGCCAAGGAGGCCAACGAGCAAUGCCUCCAAACCUACCAUUUCCGAAUCCACGACAUUUAUAUUGAACAAUAUGAAGGUUACCAGAAAAGGAAGAAAUUGACAAUGAUGGUGAUCCCAAGCAUCUUUAUACCAGAGGACUGGUCCUUUACUUUUUAUGAGGGACUGAAUAGACAUCCUGACUCUAUCUUCAAUGACAAGACAGUUGCUGAGCUUGGUUGUGGAAAUGGAUGGAUAUCCAUUGCCAUUGCUGAGAAGUGGUCACCCCUAAAGGUAUAUGGCCUCGAUAUAAAUCCAAGAGCAGUCAAGGUUUCUUGGAUAAACUUAUAUUUAAAUGCUUUGGAUGACAAUGGCCAACCAAUCUACGACGGGGAGAAUAAAACUUUACUUGACAGAGUAGAGUUUCAUGAAUCCGAUCUGCUAGCUUACUGCAAGGAUCAUCACAUAGAACUUGAACGGAUUGUCGGCUGCAUUCCACAGAUUCUUAAUCCAAAUCCAGAUGCAAUGUCCAAGAUGAUUUCGGAAAAUGCAAGCGAGGAAUUUCUGCAUUCAUUGAGUAACUAUUGUGCACUCCAGGGUUUUGUGGAGGACCAAUUUGGCUUAGGUCUAAUUGCUAGGGCAGUUGAAGAAGGAAUUGCUGUCAUAAAACCAAUGGGGAUUAUGAUCUUUAAUAUGGGAGGGCGUCCAGGACAAGGUGUUUGCAAACGCUUGUUUGAACGCCGUGGUCUUCGUGUUAACAAGCUUUGGCAGACUAAAAUCCUUCAGGCUUCUGACACAGACAUUUCAGCUUUAGUUGAGAUUGAAAAGAAUAGUCCACACCGUUUUGAGUUCUUCAUGGGCCUUGCUGGAGAUCAGCCGAUUUGUGCUCGAACAGCAUGGGCUUAUGGGAAGGCUGGUGGUCGUAUAUCUCACGCUUUAUCAGUUUACAGUUGUCAGCUUCGUCAACCAAAUCAAGUUAAAAGAAUUUUUGAGUUUCUCAAAAAUGGGUUCCAUGAGAUAAACAACUCUUUGGAUUUAUCUUUCGAAGAUGAUUCCGUUGCGGAUGAGAAGAUUCCUUUCCUAGCUUAUCUUGCCAGUGUUCUGAAAGAGAAUUCAUUUUUCCCAUAUGAGCCACCUGCUGGAAGCACACGAUUUCGUAGUCUCAUUGCAGGCUUUAUGAAAGCAUACCACCAUGUUCCACUUACUGCCAAUGUAAGAAAACAGUUAAUCAAGUGCUGCAUUUGA
This is a messenger RNA of Ilex paraguariensis (yerba mate), 1416 nucleotides long. NCBI's taxonomy places the organism in Eukaryota, Viridiplantae, Streptophyta, Magnoliopsida, Aquifoliales, Aquifoliaceae. The record is from the annotation of a GenBank genome assembly.